Phyllostomus hastatus (greater spear-nosed bat) is the source of this 1251-nucleotide messenger RNA. RefSeq lists its product as uncharacterized. The coding region runs from base 1 to 1044 and encodes 347 amino acids. The transcript has 5 exons. Lineage: Eukaryota; Metazoa; Chordata; Mammalia; Chiroptera; Phyllostomidae. The record is from RefSeq and is a predicted model, not a curated record.
AUGGAGUGGGGCGAGGCUGUGGCCUUGGCCAUCGCCUUCGACCCCGGGGGCACCAGAGACCAUGGGCAGCAGGGAUGGCCCCUCCCUCUGGACCUGAACAGAACUGGGCUGCAGCUGCAGCUGAGCCUGUGGGAUAUUGUCCUGCCCCCAAAACAAGUAACGACCACCAAUAAUGCCAAGGAGUGGGUUGUGGGCAGAAAAAGCACGUUCGACGUCAAAGACAGCGCCCCCUGCGGCAGGAACGGUGCCGCCGCCUCUGCGGGCUUUGGGUGUGCAGACUGCGGUCCCUGUGUGAGGUCCAGGGGUCCACCUGCCCAGCCCAGCCGCUCAGGGAUGAGGGCGCAGAAAUCAAAGUCUGAGAACGAGCCGAGAAGCCACGACCCGGCCGUGGGAAAAAGGUUGUGCGGCCUCGGCCCCGGCCCCGGCCCCGGCCCCGAACUUCUCCCGUGUCUGUCGGCUCCUCUGUACAAUGGGGCCGUGGUACGACCCUUGAGGCGGGCGCUGCUGGGAGAAGGGAACCCUGCACGCCAGGACCUGGAGGGUAAACCGCAGCCCAGCCGGAGCAGGGCCAGGACAGGUGUCGGGAAAUCCCAGGGAAGGCUGCCCGCCCUGCCACCAGGGGCCUGUCCACCCUCCGGGCUCCCCCACAGGUGUCCAGUGAGGGGUCUGGAGCCGGCACACUGGGACCAGUUAAAACUCACUCGCGGUGCUCAAGCUCUCUCCCUCUUCCUGGCGAAGAACAGAAGCGUCUCUGCACCUCUGCUUGCCGCCACCACUGCCGGGCCCACGCUGAUGCGGGUAGGCCCGCCCUGGGUGGACAGAGCCUCUCUCCAAACUUCCGUCUCCCCCGCUGCCCAAGGGAACGAGACAGCCACUCGGCCCCCCAGACCUGGCUGUGAAUGGAAAGAAGGGGGGGCGUGUUCUAUGGAAAGUCGCCCCACAGGGCGAUCUGAUCAUAAAUCCCUAACAGGGCCAGUCACGGUGGGGAGUCACGCAGGCCCCAGGCCUACAACUUCUUUACUAAAAGGCGCCUCUGUGUCUUAGGCAAGCCCUGUGCAUUCAGGUUCACCCGUCUUUGGAAACCGGAUCUUCGUUUUGCUUUCUCUCGCCGUCCCCUGAUCCCUCCCUCGGUCCUGCCUUGACUCCAAAGGCAUCAAAGGGACCCUGAGGCUGGCGUUCCGCUGGGCAUCUGAGAUCUUGCUCCUGGCGUCUGUCUUCCGUUUGGCUUGAAUAAACUAAUGAUUUUUAAGA